Messenger RNA from Pseudovirgaria hyperparasitica, 1620 nucleotides. RefSeq lists its product as uncharacterized. The coding region runs from base 199 to 1281 and encodes 360 amino acids. NCBI's taxonomy places the organism in Eukaryota, Fungi, Ascomycota, Dothideomycetes, Acrospermales, Acrospermaceae. The record is from RefSeq and is a predicted model, not a curated record. The transcript has 6 exons.
AGAGAAACGAGGAAACCGUUGUCAUAUGUCCCUCGAGCUCGUAAAGACGCGCAAGGUAGUUUCCUGGGAUGAGAAACCCGGGUCCAGGGCAGUAUGAUAUAGCCCCUGAUGCGCUCAGCUUUAUAUGCUCCGUCUCAGCUUUCGUAGCUUGCUCAUUAUGACAAAACUUUGUUAAUUACAACCGUUGAAGAUUUCGCUAUGACACUUCUACCAUUAGCUAAGAGUGAGCUUGCGGCAUGUAUAACAGUACUUUCACUUGCGACAAUCGCGGUAGCCCUUCGCAUGGUUGCGCGGUUCACAAAAAGGCUCCGUCUUGGCAUUGAUGACUAUCUCAUCAUAUUUUGCUGGCUGAUGGCUUCUGGAUUAUGCGGGUCAGGAAUCUAUGCCGGCGCAACAAAUCUUCACGCAAGACCGAUCAAAACUCGUACCUUGGAUCAAUUUAUCGCCGCUGCCAAGAUCAACUUUACGAAUAUCCUCCUCUGGUAUCUUUGUUUCGGACUAAUCAAGAUUUCGGUCCUCGUUUUCUAUCAACGACUCUUUACGUUCCGGAGAUUCAAGAUCUUAUCAAACAUCUUAAUAGGCAUCAUUGUGCUAUGGAUGCUGUGCGCAGAGUUGCUUUUCCUUGCCAGGAGGAAGCCUUCACUGUUUUGGAAUUAUACAGUGCAAAUAUCAGAUGCCAAGAAGCCAAAAAAGAUAGACUUUGAAAACUGGAUGCUCGCAAACGCAUGUAUCAAUACGUCUCUAGACAUUGCUGUCCUUUGUUUUCCAUUGCCGGUUAUUAGAAGCCUUCAUAUGGGAAGAGCCAAAAAGACCUUGUUAUUCUUCGUCUUCGGCUCUGGAGCAUUCUGUGUGGUCGCCUCUGCUGUCACUCUAUCAUAUCGAGUGAAAGCCGCAACAAUAGUGACUAUCUCCGACGGAUCAGCACUUGUCACAUGGAAUGUUGUCUGGGGAAACAUAGAAGUAUGCUCGUCGAUUGUGGCCGCUUGUCUUCCUACUCUUGCGCCUCUCUUCGAGGUCACGCAAGGCAUACUGAAUAGCAUUCGCUCACGUCUCGCAUCACUCUCGCUUAGCUGGUCACGCUCUAGGUCAGUAUUGCAGGAUGAGGAGUCUUUGAGGCUUAACAGGAUUGCUACUGGGAGCAAAGACGUCACGUCAACCGCAGCAGCGAGUCCUCGUGGUAGAACUGUUAGUGAGAAGAGCUAUGACUCCGAGAAGCCCGAGCCUCUCAGCAAACCUCAGAACAGAUUCGUUAUGCAUGCGAAUGAGUUCGAUGGAUACUGAACUUCUAUAUCAUUUUGAAGGAUAUACGUAACCUCUAGGCGAAUGGAAGAAUCGACCAAAGGAGCACAAAGGGUUUCUGGCAUGUUUCUUGAGGAAACCUUCGAGGUUGUUUAUAACACUUUCCCUACAUAUGACGUUAGUUUCAUCUAUGACUUAACCCCUGCCCAUAUAGUCGUUUUAGUGCAACUCUGGCCCGCGAGAGAGAGAAAGAGGGAGAAAGAGAGAACAUGACUUCAGCUACCGCUCGAAAGGAUCCUAGCUGCUGACGUGAGCAACGUAGUAUUCAUCUGGCAGUGAUGUAACCAGGUAGCUCAAAGUUCUGGUGAUAGCUUGGCUCGU